UUGUGCGUGUUUGCAAGCAACUAGAGACUAUUCUGAAAUUUCUCUCUCACAGGAUUAUCUCCCGCGGAGCCGCGGAGAAGUUCUUCCUGAGACCGUGAAGCCUGAUCCAAGAACUGCCGAGACUGGCCGAGACCCGCUCUUUACCUGCCUGCCCUCCAACGGCAAACCCAUCUGACGCCAACCCUCGGAUCUGGACCGGACCCCUCCACCUGUCAGUCACUCCCCCCCUCCUCCCAGCGGAGACCACAUCCAUACCAGUUGCGGGAUGCUUGUUGCAUUACAUCCUGACAGAUGGCCAACAUCCCUUUCAAACCACAACACCAUACUUUGAGAAACCCUUUCAGAUAUUUGAAAAUGUCAGAAUGGGAAAAUUCACUCUUCUAUGUGAUGAAAAAUGGAGCAGCCAAACAAAUAUGAUUUCCCGGAUGCUGAGUACAUCACUUAAAGAUCGUCCCACCAUUGAAGAAGCCCUUCAGGCAUUCAUGUGUUUGACACAUCAGGUAGAAUAUACUGAAAUCACAAACAACACUGGGUCUGAGAAUCAAAAUAAAGAUGGAUCCCAUUCAACAAAUUUCAGUGUUGAAUCCUCUGAUGGCACAAACAACCAGAGUAUGGUUACAGAUCUUGCUGACACUGCUCCCAGUAACCUGCUGCCUUCAUCUCCGACAACAGAAGAGGAAUUUUCUGAUUGUGGAAAGGUAAGAAAGGGUUUAAUUACUCAAGAACAAGGUUCCCUUUCUCAGGAAAUGUCAGAGGAUGAUGACCAACCACCAGGGGGAGAAGAAAGUGCAACUGAAGUACCCCACAGAAAACCACCUUCGACAACUGACAUCAUAUUUAAAAUGUCAUCCAAUACUGCACAUGUGUGUAUGACAAGAAAAACUGUUGUCUUUACUGUGAGAAGCUUUACUCAAAAAUAACAAGACAUUUAAAACAGAGGCACUCAGACAAACCUGAUGUGGCCAAGACGCUUGCACAAAAGCAAGGAUCAAAAAAGCAGUCCUUGCUUUUUAGUAAAAUAAGAAACAUGGGAAACUUCCAACCCAAUUGUUCUGUUACAAAGUCUGGAAAAGGACAAAUCAUUCCAAAACGGCAAGCAACAUAUCCAGCAGCUGCAUCCGACUACUUUCCUUGCAAGUUUUGCUUUGCUAUGUAUGUCAAAUCAGAUCUCUGGAGACAUCAUAAGCACUGCAAACUUCGCUCAAAAGAAGACAUUGCCACAAGAAAUGUUCAGGCAAGUUCUUCCAUGUUGCUGCCCACGAACACUGUGAUUUCCACUGGACUUCAGACGGUUCUCCAGGAAAUGAACUAUGACAAUGUAACUCAAUUAUUAAAGGCUGACUCCCUUAUUAUUUCACUGGGUGAGAGAAUGUUCCUCAAAAAUGGAGAAGUUGGACCGCAUCGAGCAGACAUCAGAAAUAAGAUGAGGGAACUUGCCAGACUUGUUCUGACAGCAAGAAAUAUUGACAAAGACAUUGUCUUUUUGAAAUACUUGAUCUGUCCAGGAAAAUUCAACACAGUCCUCGAGACUGUAAAACAGGUGACUGGCUUUAAUGCAGUUUCCAACAGGUUCACAGUGCCCUCAACUGCACUGAAACUGAGGCAUUCUCUUGUGAAAGUGUCAUGUAUUUUGCAAGGAGAGGCGCUGCGUCAAGAGAAUCUUGAUUUAAAAUCAAAAGCACAGCAAUUUGUCGAGUUAAUUGAACUGGAAUGGUCAACACAUGUGUCAUCUAAUGCCCUGAAAACACUGUAUCAGAAGAAAUGGAAUACGCCACAAAUACUGCCUUUGUCAGAAGACAUCAAAAAGCUCCAGGACCAUCUGAGAAACCUUGAGAUAGUCCACAAAAGAAAUCUCAAUGAUCAGCCAACACAACAUUCAUGGAGUCAACUCUCUCAAGUCACUCUGACACAGCUAAUACUGUUCAAUCACCGUCGUGAAGGAGAAGUCUCAAGAAUGGAACUCCGAACAUAUUUAGAAAGGAGCACACACUGUAAGUACGAUAAAGUUUGGAGAGCCUUUCAGCAUUUGAAAAAAAACUUUGUGAGAAUCUCACCAGAGUAGAGAUACGGGGAAAGACGGGCUGCAAAGUGCGUGUGCUGUUCCCAACAAAUAUAAAAGAGUCUGUGGAUCUUCUGAUUAAAACGAGAGAAGAGGCUGGAAUCUCCUCCACCAAUCCCUACAUUUUUGCUCUUCUAUUUUUUGGAUCCCAAGAGAGCAUUUGUGGAUGUGACUGCUUAAAACGGUUUGCAGAAAGCUGUGGAGCUCAACAACCACAGAAUCUCACGUCAAGCAAACUACGGAAGCAUGUAGCUACAGUUUCACAACUCUUAACCUACAAAACCAUAAACUAGACCAGCUGGCAACAUUUAUGGGCCAUGACAUGGAAACCCACAGGGAAUUUUACAGACUGCCUGAAGAAACACUCCAACUGGCAAAAGUCAGCAAACUUCUUUUUGCUCUCCAAGGUGGGAUGAGCAAAUUUAAAGGGAAAUCCCUAGAAGAGAUUACACCAGACAUCAACUCUGCGGACUCCAGUGACUCCGAUGCAGACUUUCAAACUAAGGGAACGGUUAACAACAGUCAAAAAGAAACUUCCAAGGUUGAUCACGGCAAAGUGAGACCAUCAUCCAAAGCGACUGAGGGCAGGAAAAAGGCAUCAUGUCCAUGAAGUCAAAAAGGCAAAUCCAAACGGCAAUGGACGGAGGCAGAAAAAAAGAUUCUCAUUCACCAUUUCAAGGACUCCUUAAAAGAAAUGAAGAUCCCUGGGAAAGCAGACUGUGAGAGAUGCUUGAACGACAAUCAGAUCCUAAGGGAUAAUGGGAGAAAUUGGAAAGCUGUGAAAUAUUUUGUACACAACAAAAUAACAGCUGUGAAGAGGACUUUGUGCCAAGAAUGACAGCGCAAAUGCUUGGAACCAUGUAUUCUUUCACAUAAUCACAAAUAUUAUGAAGCAUCAAUUUUUUGUCCCUGAAAGCUGACAGCUUCUUUAAUGGAGCAUCAGUGUUUUGGGCUCCAAUGCUGGUAGCUCGCAUUACGGAGCAUUAGCAUUUUAUGCCUAAAAGCUGAUAGUUUACAUCAGGGGUCACCAACCUUUUUGAGACUGGGAGCAACUUCACGGGUACAGAGCAACACGAAGGGUACUUGUUUGAUGCAGCCUUUAUAAGUAUAUAAAAAAAAUCCCUUCUCACCCACCGCGGGUGGUUCUUAUCCUCUGAGCUCGGUCCUCUACCAGAGGCCUGGGAGCUUGAGGGUUCUGCAGUAUCUUGGCUGUGCCAAGGACUGCACAUUUCUGGACUGAGAUGUCUGAUGUUGUUCCUGGGAUCUGUUGUAGCCACUGCUCCAGUUUGGGGGUUACUGCCCCGAGGGCCCCGAUGACCACAGGCACCACUGUGGUCUUCACCUUCCAGGCCCUCUCCAGUUCUUCCCUGAGGCCCUGGUAUUUCUCCAGUUUCUCGUGCUCCUUUUUCCUGAUGUUGCAAUCACUUGGUAUUGCUACAUCUACCACAACGGCUUUCCUCUGUUGUUUAUCCACUACGACAAUGUCUGGUUGGUUCGCCAUUACCAUUCUGUCUGUCUGGAUCUGGAAGUCCCACAGGAUCUUAGCUCUGGCGUUCUCCACCACCUUUGGGGGUGUUUCCCACUUUGAUCUUGGGGUUUCCAGUCCAUAUUCUGCACAGAUGUUUCUGUACACUAUACCUGCCACUUGGUUAUGUCGCUCCAUGUACGCUUUCCCUGCCAGUAUCUUGCACCCUGCUGUGAUGUGCUGGACUGUCUCAGGGGCCUCCUUGCACAACCUACACCUUGGGUCUUGUCUGGUGUGGUAGAUCUGGGCCUCUAUUGCUCUGGUGUUUAGGGCCUGUUCCUGGGCGGCCAGGAUGAGGGCCUCUGUGCUGUCCUUGAGUCCAGCUUUUUCCAGCCAUUGGUAGGAUUUACUGAUAUCAGCCACUUGGGUUAUUUGCUGGUGGUACAUCCCAUGUAGGGGCUUGUCCUCCCAUGAUGGUAUCUCUGGCACCUCAACCUCCGUUCCCUGUUGUCUGAGACAUUCACUGAGCACAUUGUCUGUUGAGGCUUUGUCCCUGAUGUAUUUAUGGAUCUUAGUUGUUUCGUCCUGGACAGUGGUUCUCACACUCACUAGUCCUCUGCCUCCUUCCUUGCGGCUCGUGUACAGUCUCAGGGUGCUGGAUUUGGGAUGGAACCCUCCAUGCAUGGUUAGUAGCUUUCUAGUCUUAAUAUCUGUGGCUUUUAUCUCCUCCUUUGGCCAGCUAAUUAUUCCAGCAGGGUAUCUCAUACCAUGAGAGAUACUAAGUUGCAUAACAUGCCGGCUCAGACGUCGCCCGGCCAAACAAGGUCUGCGUCAGUUGUUGGGGAACCAGAGCACCUUGAUGACAAAUGGGCUACUGGAACAAGACGGAAA
This is a messenger RNA of Poeciliopsis prolifica (blackstripe livebearer), 4415 nucleotides long. RefSeq lists its product as uncharacterized. The record is from RefSeq and is a predicted model, not a curated record. Bases 1028 to 2062 code for a protein of 344 amino acids. NCBI's taxonomy places the organism in Eukaryota, Metazoa, Chordata, Actinopteri, Cyprinodontiformes, Poeciliidae. The transcript has 7 exons.